CCGUAGUCUGCUUGAUGAUGGCGGAAAUAUGCGAAAUGUAUACGAUUCGUAGGUACAAAAAUACCUUUUCAAGUACAAUAAAUUUAGAGUUAAACUGUAAACAUCUUUAAAUCUGUUACGAUUAAAAAUAAAAAUUUACUCAUUUCUGUUUAUACUACUAACGCGUGUAACAAACACCUAGUUCGCAUCAGCCCUAAUAAAAAAACAUGAAAGCUGAGUAUUGUGUAUAAAAUGGGUACUUGUUGUAGCCGACAUUCACCUGAUCCCACUCAUCACUUAGUAUUCCACCAUGGAUAUAAAAUUCAAGACACAAUUGAUGUCUUAAACAAAGGUUCGAGUGAGGUAAGGUAUGUGGCAGAUUUAAAUCGACCGCAUGGAACAGCAAGCAUCAAAAGACAUGGAGUUGAUAUUAUACGAACUCCAACAUCUGCAUUGCAUUCUUCCUUACACGGUCGAAUCGUGGUCGCUGUUUACAAUUAUCAAUCGCGGGAAAUGUCUGAUGUUUCCUUUGUUAAAGGAGAUCGAAUGGAAUUAUUGGAUGAUAGUGAACCCGACUGGUGGCGAGUACGGCAUUUAAGAACAGGAGAAGAGGGACUAAUACCAUGGAAUUUUGUUGCGGAAGAAAAAUCAGUUGAAAGUGAAGACUGGUUUUUUGGAAAAAUAUCUCGCAAAGAGGCAGAAAAACUUCUGUUAUCGGAGGAAAAUCAAAGAGGUACAUUUUUGGUACGUGAUUCUGAACAUAAUCCAAAUGGUUUCUCAUUGAGUGUUAAAGACUGGGAAGGUGGUCGUGGUUAUCACGUGAAGCACUACAAAAUUAAAUCGUUGGAUAAUGGCGGUUUCUUCAUAGCUACGAACCAAACGUUUUCAAACCUUCCUGAGCUGAUAAUUGCUUACUCUAAAAAUGCAUUGGGGUUGUGUCAUGUGUUGGCUCAUCCUUGUUUCAAGCCUCAACCACAAAUUUGGGAUUUGGCACCAAAUUUACGAGACCAAUGGGAAAUUGACCGUAGUGAAAUACAUUUGAUUAGAAAACUUGGACAUGGCAAUUUUGGUGAAGUUUGGUAUGGUAAAUGGCGAAAUAAUAUUGAAGUAGCUGUAAAAACGCUCAAACAAGGGUCCAUGUCAACUCAAGCAUUUCUGCAAGAAGCUUCUAUAAUGAAAAAGUUUCGUCAUGAUCGACUUGUUGCUUUAUAUGCCGUUUGUUCAAAAGACGAGCCUGUUCUAAUAAUUCAAGAAUUUAUGUGCAAUGGAAGCUUAUUAGACUUUCUAAGGAACAGUGAAAGCAAAUAUUUACAAUUUGCUGAUCUUAUAUAUAUUGCUUCUCAGGUAGCAAGUGGAAUGGCAUAUUUGGAAGUGAAGCAAUUGAUACAUAGGGAUUUGGCUGCAAGAAAUGUUCUAAUUGGUGAAAACAAUGUAGCCAAAAUUUGUGAUUUUGGAUUGGCCAGAAUUAUUGAAGAUGAUGAAUAUUGCCCAAGACAAGGCACCAGAUUUCCAGUAAAAUGGACAGCUCCAGAGGCUAUUGUCUAUGGCCGAUUUUCUAUUAAAUCAGAUGUAUGGUCUUUUGGAAUAUUGCUAAUGGAAUUGUUUACAUAUGGACAAGUUCCUUAUCCAGGUAUGCAUGGUCGAGAAGUGAUCGAACAAAUAGAACAUGGUUAUCGCAUGCCAAAACCAGUAUCACAUUUUAUACCUGAUGACAUAUAUAGACUGAUGUUGCUAUGUUGGGACUCUGAUCCUGAUAAACGACCUACAUUUGAGUUCCUUAAUCAUUAUUUUGAAGACUUCACUAUUACCUCAGAAAUACCAUACAGGGAAGUAAGCGAUUAACUCUUAAUCAUGCACAUAAAAAUAUAUGCCAUAAUAGGCUGCAGUUAAUUUAGGUGGAUGAAUUAACUAUAAUUAAAACAUCAGUAAGGAAUUGGUCCUUUUCGAAUAUUGUUAUACAUGAAACACCUAAGUGCUUCAAUUAUUUUCAGUUUGUAUAAUCAUGUUUCUUUAAUUUAUUUAAUAAACUAACAAAUUUGUUUGUUUAGCUUCUGUUUAAUACGCAUUAGUUAUACUUUUUCUAGAUCUCAUUUUUUCUUGUAUUUUUCUUUUUUAAAAUAGUUAUGAUUUGUUGUUCAUUUUUAAAAUAAAAAUGUAUUUAAAAUUAGUAACUGCUCAUGCCAAAUUUUCUAUUAGCACUCUAAAUGACAAUUUGUUAGUAUUGUAAAAAAGUAAACUAUAAUUACAUUUAAGAACAAAUAUCGAACCAAAGUAGUAAGUAAGAUAAAUAAUCAUAAUUAUG
Messenger RNA from Adelges cooleyi (spruce gall adelgid), 2281 nucleotides. It is a transcript of the gene Src64B, whose product is annotated as tyrosine-protein kinase Src64B. Bases 232 to 1821 code for a protein of 529 amino acids. Gene Ontology annotation, biological process: cell differentiation; innate immune response; protein phosphorylation. Gene Ontology annotation, cellular component: extrinsic component of cytoplasmic side of plasma membrane. The record is from RefSeq and is a predicted model, not a curated record. Gene Ontology annotation, molecular function: non-membrane spanning protein tyrosine kinase activity; ATP binding; signaling receptor binding. Lineage: Eukaryota; Metazoa; Arthropoda; Insecta; Hemiptera; Adelgidae. The transcript has 8 exons.